Messenger RNA from Aspergillus steynii IBT 23096, 7934 nucleotides. RefSeq names its product Beige/BEACH domain protein. The transcript has 7 exons. Bases 116 to 7603 code for a protein of 2495 amino acids. The record is from RefSeq and is a predicted model, not a curated record. Gene Ontology annotation, molecular function: protein binding. Lineage: Eukaryota; Fungi; Ascomycota; Eurotiomycetes; Eurotiales; Aspergillaceae.
CCCCAAACCGCAUACCAAUGCAGACCGCCUUCAUUCCUACGCUAAGUGCAGGUUCAUGGUGUCUGGUGGUCACUGGCCAUCAGAUAGGUAAUCGGGGUUAAGAUCCGGCGGCGCGAUGAACCAAGCCAACGCUUCCGUCGACCUUUCGUCCCCUCUCUCGCCAGCCCAGCGGUCGCUCGCUGACCUAGUCCCGGUUAUCGAGGAGCUCGAGUCCAUCUGCGAGGGCAAUGUGAUAGACUCCCAACUUGCCCUCACGGCAACCGAGUGUCUGCAUCGUCUCCGUCACACAUUCAUCGACAGCGAUUACCCCAGACAAGCGAAAGAGAGCUUCCGGCAUCUACAUGGCUUCCAAACGGUACUGCACCUCCUUCGGAAGGUUUCGGACUUUUACGACCCCCACGGAUCCUCAGAAGAGGAAAGAAAAUUCCUCCUGUCCCUCCACAAAGAUGCAUUGGCGGUUUUGGCCGAGGCCUUGAAGGAGCAUUUUGGAAACAAACGAUAUUUUGCCAAUCGGAUUGUAGGGGGAGGCCAAUCUACACUGGAGGAGGUCUUUGCCAUUUUGGCCAGAAAAGUAGACAGCGCCCAAGGUGAUGCGGACCAGUUUUAUGGUGGCAUCUUCGCGGCAGUCUUGUGCCAGGAAACAGUUGCCCGUAUAUUCACAGCCCUGAGUGAGAAGUUUCAGACGGCCGACGAAGUAUCCCAGACCGACAUUAGAGCGGAAGUGGACCGAUGUGUAGGAACCUCUGAAACCGUCGAAGUGCCGGAGUUUCUAGGCCCUUUGGUCCGAGUCUGGUUGAUGCAGCCUUCAUCCGAUCCCGAUCACAGAAUACAGAGACUAGCUUUACCAUCGUGUCUAUGUCAACUCGCUCGUCAGUCUCAGCGGAACAUCACAAUCCUGCACGCCACUGGGAUCUUAUCUUUGAUUCUUCCGAUUCUGUUCGACGAGAACUACCCGGAAUCCGUGAGGCUGCCUUACCAAGAACUCGCAGAACUACUUUGUUCUCAGGGGAUUAGUAGCCUAGAUGACGCGGUGUUCCUCUAUCAGAAAGCACACGGUUGCCCGAAAGUGCUACGGUUCCUUGUCAGCGCCCUGAAGUCUUCGAAGGAACCCCCUUCAAUUCAGUUCGACCUAUCCCAGCAUGGGUUUUGCUCAUUGGAGUUCUCAACCCUGGGUCGCUCGUUUCCGCCUACAACUUCCUCUGGCUACACUCUUGCCGUAUGGGCUCGCUUUGAUCAAUUUGAUACGACGACACACACCACAAUAUUCGGAGCAUUUGAUGCGAGCCAAACAUGUUUUGUACUGGCGUACUUGGAGAAGGACACCCGCAACUUCAUUCUACAGACAUCAAUUAGAGGCUCCCGCCCCAGCGUUCGGUUCAAGUCCACGGCGUUCGAGCCAAAUCGAUGGUAUCACAUCUGCGUGGUACACAAAAAGCCAAGACCGCCAUCGUACUCGCGUGCCUCACUUUUCAUAGAUGGUGAAUUUGUUGAGCAGUUGAGAAUUGAAUACCCAUCCCUGCCUGCCGUGAACGCUUCCAACCGGUCAUCACGGGUUCAAGCGUUUUAUGGCACCCCCCAGGACCUGGCGAUGAAGCUUGGAAAGGGGGUUUCCUCAUCUCGAUGGUCUCUAGCGAAUGCAAUACUCUUUGACGAAGCAUAUAGCGAUGACAUGGUUUCUGUUUUCUACAAUCUCGGUCCGCGCUACUAUGGGAAUUAUCAGGAUUGUCUGGGUUCUUUCCAGACCUACAAGGCGUCCGCAGCCUUGAAUCUGCGUAAUGAGCAUCUUCAUCCUGGCAAAGAAGAAACAUCGGACAUCGUCACUGCCAUCAGGCGCAAAGCGAGUACUCUCAUCCGGGAGGAUUCCAUUAUACUCAAUGUCUCCCCCCUAGCUGUGCUAGAUGAUGACGACGGCAACGCCAUUGACGAAUCGCGACUCAUCAAAUCUCUUUCGAAGCAAGCCGCCAAAAACUUGCACCACCUGACAAAGAUGGGAGCAAACGCGGUGGCUGUCAACGGAGCCACUCCUGCUAUCAACGAUGCCUUGACUCAAGCCCAUGGAAUCGGAGUGUUGACUGGAGACCCUGUAGUUGCAGUACCUCACUCUCUCGAUGAUGCGAGUUGGCGCAUCGGUGGCUGCGCGGCGGUGCAACUGAGCUUGAUCCACUCAGCGAAUUCUGCAGAGACAUUGCUUUUAGCGGUCGAGGCAUUUUACGAGGCUGUACAAGACAGCUGGCGAAACAGUGAAGCAAUGGAAAAAGAAAACGGCUAUGGAAUUCUUGCUGCAUUAUUGCGUGAAAAAUUAGGGCUAUCUUCAGGGGGUCAAGUCACAAACUCCAGGAGCUCGAGCGUUUGCUCCUCCUACGAAGAGCGAUCUGACCUCGCCUUAGAUCUUCUUCGAUUAACUCUCAAGUUUUUAGGAUACGACUUUGAGCAGCCAAAUCGCUCUAUUAUCACGAACCCACUGGCUUACAGAGUUUUGCUUGUUGACUUGGAAGUGUGGAGAUUCGGAAACCAUCCUCUCAUUGAGUUAUACUAUUCUCAGUUUUGUAUUUUUGCAAGCGAGAGUCAAUUCCGUCGAUCUAACUCAAAGCGCCUCGCUCGCAUGCGUGUGAGUAAGAAGCUCCUCGAAACCUUGAAGGGGGAAGACUUUACAUCAGAGGCUUUGAUGCUUUUCACGUCCGCCUUUGGAUCUUUGAUGGAGAGCUGUCUGACGGCAGACUUACUUCGGUCCCUGUCCCUUUUUAUCACGUAUGCCAUCCAUAAACCUAAAGAACCAAGCAGACUCCAGAAGAAGAAAAGCCUACGCUUCAACAACCCCGGCAUCCGACAACCGACAAAUGCUGUUGAGCCUAAGUAUGUUUCAAGCACAGUGAUAGCGACGGAGAUGCUUCGCAUGUAUUGUUCCCUUCUCUGUAACACACAUGACUUUGGGCCAAUAAAGAAGUUUGCCAGAGCUGUAACAAACAAGUGGCUUUUAUAUCUCAUGUGUGAGGAUGAACCUGAGAUUGUUGUCUUGGCCACCAAAAUCAUGGCCCGCUUGAUUGUGGUCCAUGGCAGCAGUUACAGCAAAAAGUUUACCGAAAAGACAGGGGGGUUCAACCUCAUGCGACACUGUCUGAAAAGAUGGUGGGACGCCCCGAUUCUGUGGCCUAUCUGUUUUUCUAUUCUAUUUGGCCUUGACGUAGGCAAGAUAGAUAUUGAUAAGCCGUUUGACCACACUACUCUGUCGGAACUAUUCUAUCCUGGGAGUCAGGCUCAGGUCAUUAUUCCCGAAAUGUUUCCAGUCAUCACGGAAAUGAUGCAGAGUGCCCUGAGAAAGGUUGUGCUUGUCAACUCCUUUUCAGAAUUCGAUAGCGAGGCCCCCGGUUCCCUUCAAGAUAAAGUACAGAGCCCUAAACCUUUCAUGUCAUCUCAUAUACCUCUGGGGGCGACUGCUGGGGGCGUGUCUCUUUUAACCGCUGUGGUUGAAUUCCUUGCUGAAUUGCAGCUGAAGUCCGAGAACCUUCGCGAGUUUGCGACAAGACCCGGUUACGUGCAAAACCUACUCUCUGUUCUAUUCCCAGUCGUCGUCGGUUCUGAUACCGUGAGCGCUGAAGACGAGAUAAGCUCUCAUCCUCGCAUCGGUGGCCCUGAACUUGAUGACCCUAAUUUCAUGGUUCGCCCGCGUUCAAGAAGAGCAACCGAGGUGCGAACUACAACAGUCGAGCAGACUGGGUCCCAUGAUGAAAACGGCUCGCUAGGACGUGGCUCGUCAUUCGUUCUUGUCUCCUCUGACAAGAAAUGGCUUCCAUCGUCAGCACGCAUUCAACAUGCUUUUACUUCCCCGAGAGUAGAGUUCAAAGGGGUCACUGAUCAUCCCCUGGUUUCCACCAUACUAAGCCUCGUUUUAUCUGUUUUCUCGGAGCAGUUGCUCGAACGAAAAGACUUUUCUGGCCUUGGUCUAUAUAUGAAAACACCAUCCGGGUUUCCGGAGUACCAGGCGUACUUUAACUCCUGGAUGCUGAGGUCUCUUCUCUCCACUUUACAGGACGUUAUAUUCUCGAAACUUGAGUUGCUUUCUGAACCUCGCGUUUUGACGAAUCUGGGACGAUUUUCGACCCAUCUAGGCGAAGCAGUAUAUGAGGGUUGGUUUGUUGAUGGUGCUACUGCCACCCUUGAGUUUGCUGGAGCCGUCCUGGAAUACCUUCAAAGACCCGAUGUCUCGCGAUUAAAGAGCAUCAGACUUUGUAGCCAGGCAAUUGCGACAAUCAGAUCUACGGUGUUUCGUGUCGUCCUACUCAAACUAUCACAGGUUGAGGGUCCGGAGGCACUCUCCUUUCUGAACCGUUUGUCCUAUUGGCAAGUUGUGCUUCUUUCUGCUGGGGAAACACAGCCCGACUAUUUGAAGUUACUGUGCUAUACCCUUUAUAUCAAGCUGAUUGACAAGAGUGAAGACAUACGGUUGACCGCAGCCAGUCUUUUCCGCAUCUUGUUGGUGCAGAAGCCCGCUGAAAUGUCGACCAUUUUGAGUCAAACAGACCCAUCUUUGCAAAGCCGACUUUCAAAUGGCUUUGAAGCACUCGUUGGAAUGGAAGAUGCUGCCUUCCUACAGUGGGUGGAUGAUCACGAGGACGACCUCAAUACGUUAUUUUUUGGGGGGUUGUCCAAACAGUGGGCCUCCUUUGUCCAAGAGGAGAAUGUGAAGAUUGAGAACUCGGCGCGCUCUCGGUAUCAUAAGCGCCAAGACAAGCUGAAGGAGUGGAGUGAGAUAGAGAAGGAGAAUGAGGAAGUGAUACGCAAGCACGAAGCUACAUUCCCUCAUUGGAUAUCGAACAUAUCGGCAUCUGAGUUUCUGAAAUACCAGCGAGCUCUUCAGGAUCAGCAAGACAACUCGGUUUUCAUGUGGGCAGCGCUGUCACAUUUGAUCUUAGAUUUACGCCGCUUCAGUGGUGUUCUUGCCGAUGACAAGGAGCGAAAAUGGCGUCUUGAUCAGACAGAAGGACGCAGCCGCAUGCGACUUCGAUUGGUCCCAGAUGAAUCAGGGGAUCGACACGACUACCAGCCGAAGCGGAAAGCAUCGGAACCUCCGGUGAUCAAGGUCGAUACGCAAGUUCCGGCGCCAUCUGGUGGUGACGGCGUCGGUCUAACUCCUACUGUGCCCGCCGACCAAACCGAGAACAAUCCUCAGGGAAUAAGCCCUGAUAGCAGAAGCGUGCUUGAAGAAAGCUUCGAGAUGAUCGAUGACCCCAAGGCCGACCUUGAAGACUACGAAGACAGAAACAGAAAAGUUAUGAGGAGUCUGCACCGCGGGGAUCAGGUCGAAAAUGUAUGCAACAUGUCUCGCAUCAUCGGAUUGGAGGCAUUUGAAGGGCUGUUGAUCCUCGGCAAGAAUAACAUUUACAUUCUUGACAACUUCUUCCAGAGAUCUGAUGGUGAGAUCGUGAAUGUUUGGCAAGCCCCCACAGAUGAACGUGAUCCCUACGUGGGGAUGAUCACCGGCAAAGAGUCAAAUGAGCGCAAACCACGAGAGCAUGAAACUAGGAGUUGGAAAUGGUCAGACCUCGUCAGCGUUUCGAAGAGACGGUUCCUUUUCCGUGAUGUGGCCCUCGAGAUCUUCUUCACGGACGGUACCAGUUACUUGCUGACCCUCAUAUCAUCACGGGCUCGGGACAUUCUUUGCAGUCAGCUUGGCACAAAAGCGCCUCAGGUGACUGGAAGCGUUGGUCACUCUAGGCCAGAGGACGUUUGGAGAUUUGAAACCCUUCGAAGCCAGGAAGAUGCUCCGCAGUCGCUUGGAUCCAAGGUCGCUAGUGUCUUUGGUCAUUCACCAGUGCAUCCAGCAACCCGCAAGUGGGCUAAGGGCGAGAUUUCGAAUUUCCACUAUCUUAUGCUUGUCAAUACGUUGGCUGGCAGAACAUUCAACGAUUUGACACAGUACCCCGUUUUCCCUUGGGUGGUCGCUGAUUAUACGAGUGAGGAACUAGACUUGACAAAUCCGUUAACCUUCCGUGACCUUUCCAAGCCUAUGGGCUGCCAAAACCCGGAACGAGAGGCCGGGUUCAGGGAGCGGUACAAAGCAUUUGCAGAAAUGGGGGCUGAUGAUGCGCCUCCGUUCCACUACGGCACUCAUUACUCUUCGGCGAUGAUUGUUAGCUCAUAUUUGAUACGUCUUCAGCCAUUUGUGAAAUCCUACCUCCUGCUCCAGGGUGGCACCUUUGACCACGCCGACCGUCUCUUUUACUCUAUCGGGAAAGCAUGGGAAUCCGCUUCUCGACAAAAUAUGUCCGAUGUGAGGGAAUUGAUUCCCGAGUUUUUCUAUCUUCCGGAGUUUCUCGUCAACUCGAAUAAAUACGAGUUCGGUUUCCUGCAGAACAUGACAACUGCCAUCGACUCCGUGGAACUCCCCCCUUGGGCCAAAGGAGACCCCAAAAUAUUCAUUGCCAAGCAUCGUGAAGCUCUAGAAAGUCCUCAUGUCACGCAGAACCUACAUCAUUGGAUUGAUCUGGUGUUCGGAUGCAAACAGAAAGGCGAGGCAGCCGUUGAGGCUGUCAAUGUUUUCCAUCAUCUCUCAUACCAGGGGGCCAAAGAUGUCGACACAAUCGAUGACCCUGUCGAACGACUUGCUACAAUUGGCAUCAUUCACAACUUCGGACAGACCCCCCAUCAGAUAUUCAAUCGACCACACCCACAGCGUGAGGACUUGCGGCAAAGGCCCCCCCGUCUGGAUCGUCUUGCCGAGUCACUUACGCAGCUCCCUAUCUCGCUUCUUGAUAUUGGAGAACAAGUAUCCUCGCUAUCAAUGAAACAUGACCGCCUUCUAUGCGCUGCGGCAUUGCGGCUAAACAUUCCUCCCAGUUAUGACAAGUACAUGGAAUGGGGUUUCUUCGACGGCAGCGUUAGAUUCUACUCUGCGGACAACCGAAAACUUCUGGGGCAUCUUGAACACCUUCACAUUGGCCAAUUGUCCUGUGCAAUCUUUGCGGACUCACGAACACUGGUCACGUCGGGAACGGACUGCACGGUUUCAACAUGGAAUUUCUCAUCGACUAGCCGAUCGGUAGAUUUACAGCCAGCGGGAUCUUUGUUCGGGCAUCGUUCUCCCGUGACGACACUGGCCGUCUCACGAUCAUUCAGCACUCUCCUCUCGGCAUCGACGGACGGACAGGUCAUGCUGUGGGACCUGAACCAGCAAUGUUUUGUCCGGGAGCUUCCCGGAAGCGGUCCUGUCAACUGUGCGCGGAUCAACGACGUGACCGGCGAGAUUAUGAUUUGCCGGAGAAACCGCAUUAGCCUAUAUACGCUGAACGGUACUCUACUGCUAGAGCAGAACGUAUGCGACUCUGUGGACGACCAAAUCCUGUCCUGCGUCUUCUACGAAGGCGUCGACAAUGAAUGGCAGGAGCGAGAGCUUCUCUUCACGGGUCACAGGAGGGGAGUUGUUAAUAUCUGGAGUAAAAUCAUUCAUGGCGGACGGUUUGAGCUGGAAUUGAUCCGGCAACUUCACCACAUCGACAAUAGUCGGGACAACGGCGCCAAUAUUCCCGUGGGCAUUAGUUGCAUUCUGGCCUUGCCACAGGUCGUCUAUACGGGAGACGAAGCCGGCAGAGUGGUAAGUGAAAACUGAACGUCGGUUGUUUUUGGGCGUGGGAAACUGACCACACCCUGCAGUAUGAAUGGAGCUGUGUCCAACGACGUUGAUCCUUAUGUGUUGAGACCAUCCGAAGGGGAUGGAUUGAAAAUGAAGCUUCUGGAAGAUCAUGAAUGAGCCGCAUGAUAAGAAACGCCAACGAAGUUACCUCUAGCGAUGAGUCUUUUUUUUUUUUCUCUCUCUCUCUUUUUUCUUGGCCUCUUGACCCUGCCGAGCUCCGCUCCUGGCCUGACGCAGGACGACAGGCCGGGGAGAAGUGCCAGCACGCAUGUAUAGGCCUCUAGAUCUAGAACGACCGGGGCGGCUA